Molecule: messenger RNA, 3594 nt
Organism: Podarcis muralis (Common wall lizard)
Lineage: Eukaryota; Metazoa; Chordata; Lepidosauria; Squamata; Lacertidae
Product: hexokinase-1
Biological process (GO): glucose 6-phosphate metabolic process; carbohydrate phosphorylation; glucose metabolic process
Cellular component (GO): mitochondrion; cytosol
Molecular function (GO): ATP binding; glucokinase activity; mannokinase activity
Source: RefSeq, a predicted model, not a curated record
UUCUGCCUUAGGAAAGCAAUGAAAAUGCAUUGCCCAUCUGUAGGGAGUUGACCCGAGCUUGGCGGUGGUCUGGAUCUCUUUCUCCCGGAAGGUGUUGAGAGCGGGUAUAGGCCAUUAAAAUGCGUCUUGAGGAUGUGUAGGGACGUGAGGAACGUGCACGGGUGCAUGCCCGUCCGGGGUGACCAUGGCCAUGCAUCCUCCCCUUCCUGCACAUAGAAGGCAGCGGAGGUUGUCCAUCAAACCGGCGGCGGCGGGAGGAGGAGGGUGUGGAAAACGCUUCUUUCGCGACCGCUCCUUGAACAGCCAAUCGCAAGGCAGGAAGUGGGCAGGUUUAUAGUCGGUCGCUAUCGCGUGGAGGGAAAGGAGGAGGGAAAAAGAGCGUUGCAUUUUAUAUUUAUAUAUUUUACCCUGUGAGGCUGAACCAAGGACCUCUAGAAUCUUUCGCUUGUAAGAAGAAAGGGGAGGAGAGAAACGGAUCGCUUUGCAUCCUUGCAAAUUUCAGCUGCCCUCCCCCGCCCCAAUUGUGCUGGUUAGCAAAACCACCCUGGGAAAAAGCUCUUAUUUAACCAGACAGAAUGAUAGCUGCUCAGCUUCUGGCCUAUUACUUCACAGAAUUAAAGGAUGAUCAGGUCAAAAAGAUCGAUAAAUAUCUGUACGCCAUGCGGCUCUCUGAUGAAACUCUGCUGGAUAUUAUGGGACGCUUCAGGAGAGAGAUGCGGAAUGGACUUUCCAGGGACUUUAACCCAACAGCCUCUGUAAAGAUGCUUCCUACAUUUGUAAGGUCUAUUCCUGAUGGCUCAGAGAAAGGAGAUUUCAUUGCCCUGGAUCUUGGUGGAUCUUACUUUCGUAUUUUGCGAGUGAAAGUGUCUCAUGAGAAAAAGCAGACGGUGCAAAUGGAAACAGAGAUUUAUAACACUCCCGAGGAUAUUAUGCAUGGCAGUGGAACACGGCUCUUUGACCACGUUGCUGAAUGUUUAGGCGAUUUCAUGGAGAAGCAGGAAAUCAAGAACAAGAAGUUGCCUGUUGGGUUCACAUUUUCUUUUCCAUGUAGGCAAACCAAGUUAGAUGAGGGUGUUCUAAUAACCUGGACAAAACGUUUCAAAGCAAGUGGUGUCGAGGGAGCAGAUGUAGUGAAGUUGCUAAACAAAGCCAUCAAGAAGCGUGGGGACUACGAUGCAGACAUCAUGGCAGUUGUCAAUGACACCGUAGGGACCAUGAUGACCUGCGGAUUUGAUGACCAGCGUUGUGAAGUUGGCUUGAUCAUUGGUACCGGCACUAACGCCUGCUACAUGGAAGAAAUGAGACAUAUUGAUCUGGUGGAAGGCGACGAAGGGCGGAUGUGCAUCAAUACCGAAUGGGGAGCGUUUGGAGACGAUGGCUUGUUAGAAGACAUCCGGACUGAAUUUGACAGGGAGAUCGAUCGGGGUUCCGUUAACCCUGGGAAGCAAUUGUUUGAGAAGAUGGUCAGUGGCAUGUACAUGGGCGAGCUUGUCAGGCUGAUCCUUGUCAAAAUGGCCAAAGAAGGUCUUCUUUUCGAGGGGAGAAUCACUCCUGAACUUUUAACCAAAGGGAAGCUAGAAACAAAGCACGUUUCUGCCAUGGAGAAGAGCAAGGAAGGUUUGCAAAAGGCCAAGGAGAUACUUACCCGUCUUGGGGUUGAGCCCUCCCACGAAGACUGCGUCGCCGUCCACCACGUGUGCACAAUCGUCUCCUUCCGCUCUGCCAACCUGGUGGCUGCCACUCUGGGUGCCAUCCUUAACCAGCUGCGGGACAACAAGGGAGUGGGCCGCCUGCGCACCACCGUGGGGGUUGAUGGCUCCCUUUACAAGAUGCAUCCGCAGUAUUCCCGACGGCUGCAAAAAACCGUGCGCCGCUUAGUGCCCGACUCAGACGUGCGCUUUUUGCUGUCUGAGAGCGGCAGCGGCAAGGGCGCUGCGAUGGUCACAGCGGUAGCAUACCGGCUAUCAGAGCAGCACCGCCUGAUAGACGAGACCCUGGCUGAAUUCAAACUUACUCAUGAGCAGCUGCUGCAGGUGAAGAAGAGGAUGCGGAUGGAAAUAGAAGCAGGCCUCAAGAAGAAAUCACACGAUCACGCCAAAGUCAAAAUGCUGCCCACCUUCGUCCGCAGCACACCUGAUGGGACAGAGAACGGAGACUUCCUGGCCCUGGAUCUUGGAGGAACAAACUUCCGAGUUUUGCUUGUGAAGAUCCGAAGCGGUAAAAGGCGAAUGGUGGAGAUGCACAAUAAAAUCUAUGCCAUUCCUAUAGAGGUCAUGCAAGGUACUGGAGAGGAGCUGUUUGAUCACAUUGUUUCCUGCAUAUCGGAUUUCCUGGACUACAUGGGAAUAAAAGGUGCACGACUCCCCCUGGGCUUUACGUUUUCUUUCCCUUGCAAACAGACAAGCUUAGAUGCUGGCAUCCUUCUGAACUGGACCAAGGGCUUUAAGGCUACUGACUGCGAAGGGGAGGAUGUUGUUAAUUUGCUACGGGAAGGAAUAAAAAGAAGAGAAGAAUUUGACUUGGAUGUUGUGGCCGUGGUGAAUGAUACAGUCGGGACUAUGAUGACUUGUGCCUAUGAAGAUCCCAAUUGUGAAAUUGGACUCAUUGUGGGAACUGGCAGCAAUGCAUGUUACAUGGAGGAAACGAGAAACAUAGAGAUGGUAGAAGGAGAGCAAGGAAGAAUGUGUGUGAACAUGGAAUGGGGCGCGUUUGGAGACAACGGAUGCCUAGAUGACAUCAGGACAAUCUAUGACAAAGCUGUUGAUGACUACUCAUUAAACAGCGGCAAGCAAAGGUAUGAGAAGAUGAUCAGUGGAAUGUACUUGGGGGAAAUCGUGCGGAACAUUUUGAUUGACUUCACGAAAAGAGGAUUCCUCUUCAGAGGUCAAAUUUCAGAGACACUGAAAACGAGGGGCAUUUUUGAAACAAAGUUCCUUUCACAGAUAGAGAGUGACAGGUUAGCGCUGCUUCAGGUCCGUACAAUCCUCCAGCAGCUUGGUCUGAACAGCACCUGUGAUGACAGUAUCAUCGUCAAGACGGUGUGUGGCGCAGUAUCAAGGAGGGCGGCUCAGCUGUGUGGAGCUGGGAUGGCUGCCGUUGUAGACAAAAUAAGGGAGAACAGAGGCUUGGACCACCUGGAUGUAACGGUGGGCGUUGAUGGUACACUGUAUAAGCUUCACCCACAUUUUUCAAGGGUCAUGCACCAAACGGUAAAGGACCUGGCCCCCAAGUGCGAUGUGACAUUCCUUCUGUCCGAAGAUGGCAGUGGCAAAGGGGCUGCCCUCAUCACUGCCGUGGGAUGUAGACUGCGUGAGGCUGAGCAUAACUGAACUCUGCACCACUGGCUCAUUCUGCCUUCCGAGCACUUCCUUGCGAAAAGCAGCGGUUCUGUAGUCUGAACUGGCAAGAGGGGAAGCCCAGAGUCCCACUGCUGCUUUAUGGAAGCGUUGGAGUUAAAAAAAUAAAAAUAGGAUACUGAAUAGCGUGUGCUGCUGUUGCUGAUAAUAUUUCCCUCCUCUGAACCCCUUGUCUGCAUGUGUCUUUUUCUGCCCUAUUUGGCACAUUCCCCGUGUGUAAAUCAUUCAAAGGAAAAAA